Apis laboriosa (Himalayan honeybee) is the source of this 1729-nucleotide messenger RNA. RefSeq names its product traB domain-containing protein. The coding region runs from base 298 to 1578 and encodes 426 amino acids. The record is from RefSeq and is a predicted model, not a curated record. The transcript is spliced from 7 exons. Lineage: Eukaryota; Metazoa; Arthropoda; Insecta; Hymenoptera; Apidae.
UUUGAUUCUUACAAUAAUAAUUGAUAAAUUAUUAUAAAAAAAAAUUAACGAAAAGUAAAACUUAAAUUAUUUCAUUAAAUUUAUUAAAUUAAUUUAUUUUAAUAUCUGAAAACCGAGGAACGUUCUUUAUAAAAUUAGUGUUUGUAAUCUGUCACGUCAUCUACAAGUAAUAAAAGGUUUCAGAUUUUGUUUAUAAUUUACAUCUAUUAUUUACAAAUAUUAAAAGAAAUAUGUUUAAAAUAUCAUUUACAUCUUAAGAUAAUAUAUUAUAAAAGAUUUGAAUUAUUUUGAUAUAAAAUGUCCUCGCAUAUUAUGAGUGCAGAUUGUAGCAAAAAUAAAUAUAGUAUAAUUGCUAAACAAUAUUGUGUAAUUGAUACAAAAGAUACUAUUGACGAUAAAAGUUCAUACAUACAAAGUUCAUCUGAAAAGUUAAUUAGCAGUGAAUUGCAAAUAGAUUUACAAUCAGUUAAUAAAUCAAAAUAUGAGUCAGAUACUAUACAAUUUUUAAUAGAUACUAAAAAGGAGAAAACUAAAGAAGUUAUUGGUCAUCAAUUGAGAUUUAGUGCUCACAAUGAAAAUAGUAAUAAAGACAUUAAUAUUGCUGCAUCAAUUCAACCAGAAUAUGAUGCAAGUAUAGAUGAAAAGUUACCAGAAACAGUGAAAUUACUUACUACACCAGAAGGAGGAAAACUAUAUUUAGUAGGUACAGCACACUUUAGUAUUGAAAGUCAAAAUGAUGUUGCAACGAUCAUUCAGGCUGUACAGCCUCAUAUAGUCGUAGUUGAAUUAUGUAAAGCUAGAAUUGGUGCUAUAAACAUUAAUGAGGAAACUUUAUAUCGUGAUGCAACGGAUUUAAGUCUUAAAAAUUUAACUGAAAUAUUGCGGCAUCAUGGAGCUUAUAAUGGAUUGUUGCAUAUUAUGUUAUAUUCUAUAUUGGCUCAUAUUGUUAAGCAACUUGGAAUGGCACCAGGUGGUGAAUUCCGUACAGCAUUUAAAGAGGCAAAAAAAGUACCAAAUUGCAUUAUUCAAUUGGCAGAUCGUUCAAUUGACGUAACAAUUCAACGUGCAUUAAGAGAAGUAUCUUGGUGGGAAAUUAUAAAGCUUACAUGGUUUGUGUUACGGUUAGAUUCUCGUAUCAGUAAGCAAGAUAUAGAGCGAUAUAAACGAAAAUGUGUACUAGAACAAAUGAUUUCAACAUUAAGAGAAGAAUAUCCAGCAAUAGAAAAAACGUUUGUCACAGAAAGAGACAUAUAUCUUACAUACCAUCUCCAAAUGGCUACUGCAACACAAUAUACUUCAGCAGGAUUAAUAUCACCAAGAGUUGUAGGAGUUGUUGGUAUAGGACAUAUCAAUGGCAUUGUUGAAAAUUGGGGAAAAGUAAAAGCCUCUGAUAUAUGGCCUAUUAUACGAGUUCCUCCUCAAUCUUUAUCAACUAAAAUAUUGAAAUUUACAAUUAAGGCUUCCUUAUUAGGAGCUACAAUUUAUGUGGGAUAUAAAGUUAUACCAUUACCUUCUAUUAAUGUAUUGCAAUCAAUUAGAUCGUCGAUUGAAGGAUUAUUAAAGGGCAGUGCGAAAUAAUAGAGUAGUUGGAUCUUUAUGCUUAGAAUUCUUUAAUAAUAUAACUGAUAUAAUGAUAUAACUCAUAGUUUCUAUUAAGAAAAAAGAAACGAAAACAAAACAAUUGUUUGCUUUAUUUUAAGCUGCUUAUUUUUAAAAAAUUCUGUAAAAC